AUGGACUGGCACGAGGUGCCUGAGGUGGGUCUCGAACCCGGGUCUCCCAGUCAGGCUGUGCUUGGAUCAAACUCAGUGUCAGUGACGGAGGGAGACUUUGUCACUCUUAAAAGUGAUGUUUCCAUGCAAGAGCGUGACCAGAUGCUGUGGUAUUUUAAUGACACCCUCAUCGCCCUGAUCAGAGAUGAUCCCACUGAGGGUUGUGUGUAUGAUGGAGAACGUCAGAGAUUCAGAAACAGACUAUCAGUGGACUUUGAGACUGGAUCCCUGACCAUCAAAAACAUCAGAUCUGAACACGCUGGACGCUACGAAGCAGAGAUCGUCAGAAACGAGAGCUCAGGAACCAGCCAAAGCCACAGCGAGUGUGACAGAACAAAAAUCAUCACAAAAAUGAUCAACACUGGAGACACCAUAAAGACGUUCAGUGUGUCCGUCCGUCCUGAUUCAUCUAGUGAUCGUUCAGACAUUAGUGCCUCUCGCUCUCGUCUUGACAAAUUCAAUAAAGGAUCAUACUAUAAGGAGAAGGAACAAGUGUGUAAAAAGAGUUCAGUUCUGUCUGUAGGUCUUGUAGCAGGAGUGUGUGCUGUUGCUGUUGUUCUGGUGGCUGCAGCUGUUCUUGGUGUGCUUUACUAUCGGGACGAGAUCUCUAAAAAGGAAGACAGGGAGAAAAACAAGUCUGAGCAUCUGCUGGCAGUCUCAGCAUGAGAAGGGACGGUUCCCCAAAUGGUUCAGUGGACAUCUAAGGGUUAAACAGGACUAAAGGCACAUUUGACUGUAUGCUCCUUUAAAACACUGAAGUCACUUUUGGUCUCAUAAUACUAAGUGGAUUCAUGCCGCCCCUGAGCUGUGGAAAUACAUCUAAAGCCACUUCAGAUGCAGACUCUGUGCCACAUCUGCAGUGCAAGCAGGAGUUUGAGCCUUAUUUCAUUGAAUUGUUAAAAGCCUAUAGCAAGAACAAUAAGAACAGCAAAUAACUGUUAAGGUGAAUAAAGUUGUGCUCAGUUCACAACAGUUUGUAUUAAGAAUGAACACUAGAAGAACAAACAGGUUUGCAAUCCGAGUGAUAUAAAUAUCCAUCUCCUGUCAGCGCUGUAAGGACACUCCAUACACCUGUCGUAAGAGCUUCUUCUUUCUACAUUUAAAGGGUGGAUCAAAAACUAAAAUAAUGCAUGACUGCUUCCUGCUGUUAUCCAGGACCAAUGACAUCCUCUUCCACACCAAGUCCUCCUGGGUAUUCUGUUGUCUUUAGUUUGACAGUGUCUUAUUAUUAAAAAAUGCAUAUAUAAUACAUUUGAAUUUGACAGAAAACAAUCUAAUAAUUUAAUGAAAAAAUAAAUGCUGAACAUUUGUGUGUGUGGAUCUGUAAGUAAACGGUACUAACGUUGAAAAAAAUGAAAUGUCCGUUAUGAAGUUUUAAUAAUAAUGUGCAAUCAAAAUAUAAGAUAGAAUAUCAUACCGAAGGGACAUGAUCUCAGGUGUGUGAUGCUGAACCCUUAGAUUAAAUUGUUAAGUUGUUGUUGUUGUUAU
Molecule: messenger RNA, 1527 nt
Organism: Carassius auratus (goldfish)
Lineage: Eukaryota; Metazoa; Chordata; Actinopteri; Cypriniformes; Cyprinidae
Exons: 6
Coding region: 1-705 (234 amino acids)
Source: RefSeq, a predicted model, not a curated record